Paraphaeosphaeria sporulosa is the source of this 2286-nucleotide messenger RNA. Its product is annotated as phosphoribosylformylglycinamidine cycl. The transcript has a single exon. NCBI's taxonomy places the organism in Eukaryota, Fungi, Ascomycota, Dothideomycetes, Pleosporales, Didymosphaeriaceae. Gene Ontology annotation, cellular component: cytosol. Gene Ontology annotation, molecular function: phosphoribosylamine-glycine ligase activity; homoserine kinase activity; ATP binding. Gene Ontology annotation, biological process: 'de novo' IMP biosynthetic process; L-threonine metabolic process; adenine biosynthetic process. The record is from RefSeq and is a predicted model, not a curated record. The coding region runs from base 102 to 2249 and encodes 715 amino acids.
AGCAUUUUUGCACUUUUGCGGCAGGCCUCUGCCAGAGCAAGAGAAUAACUGCUACUCCACGCAGUCGCCGGCCCGCACGCUGAGGACAGCCCCGCACCACCAUGGCCACCAUCAUCAGAGUGCCCUGCUCGUCGGCCAACAUUGGCCCGGGCUUCGACGUCAUCGGCCUCGCGCUGUCCAUGUACCUCGAGUUGCACGUUACCGUCUCCAAGCAGGAGUCGUCGUCGCAUUCGCUCAACUGCCGCAUCACCUACGAGGGCGUCAACGCCGAGUCGGUGCCCCUCGUCGCCGAAGACAACCUCAUCACGCGCACCGCCGUAUACGUCCUGCGCUGCCAUGGCAUCCGCGCAUUUCCCGCCGAGACGCACGUCCACGUCAAGAACCCGAUCCCGCUGGGCCGGGGGCUGGGCUCGUCUGCCUCUGCCAUUGUGGCCGGCGUGAGUCUCGCCAACGAGGUGGGCAACCUCCAGCUGUCCAAGGCGCGCAUGCUCGACUUCUGCCUCAUGGAAGAGCGCCAUCCGGAUAACGUUGCGGCCGCCCUGUACGGAGGCUUCGUCGGGACAUACCUCAACGAGCUGUCCCCCGAGGACCUCGAUCGCAUGGAGAUCCCUCUCAGCGAGGUCCUCCCAGAGCCUGCAGGCGGCAAGGACACCGGACUGCAGCCACCGCAACCGCCGAAGGACAUAGGCCACUACACAAAGUACAAGUGGUCGUCGGAGAUCAAGUGCAUAUGCAUCAUACCACAAUUCGAGGUCUCCACCGCGAAGGCGCGUGAAGUGCUCCCCGAUAGCUACUCGCGCAAGGACAUCGUCUUCAACAUGCAAAGAUUGGCCGUCCUGACCACGGCUCUCGGACAGUCGCCGCCCGAUCCCAGCAUGAUCUACACAGCCAUGCAGGACAAGAUUCACCAGCCGUACCGGAGAGGCCUCAUUCCGGGCCUCACCGAGAUCCUCCAGUCCGUGACCCCCAACUCCCACCCUGGCCUUCUUGGCAUAUGUCUAUCGGGUGCGGGCCCUACCAUAUUAGCACUGGCUACGAGCAACUUCGAAUCGAUAGCCGACCACCUGCUUGCUGAGUUCAAGAAAGAGGGCAUCACCUGCGACUGGAAGCUGCUCGAGCUCGCCGAAGAAGGAACAACAGUGGAGAGGCCAUCGGCAGGCGCAUCUACACAAGCACCUGCACAGGUCGAGGAGGCGCUUACAUACGCGUCAUCUGGCGUCAGCAUCGAUGCCGGCAACGAUCUCGUCAAGGGAAUCAAGGCCCUGACGGCUGCCACCAGACGUCCUGGCGCGGACGGCAAGAUCGGUGGUUUCGGUGGGCUCCUUGAUCUGGAGGCUGCAGGUUACACCGAACCGCCGAUCCUGGUCGGCGCGAUUGACGGUAUCGGUACCAAAGUCAAGAUUGCCUUUGAGAUGGGCAAACAUGACACAGUUGGAAUCGACCUUGUCGCCAUGAACGUCAACGACUUGGUCGUUCAAGGCGCCGAGCCGCUGAUGUUCCUCGACUACUACGCAUGCAGCAAGCUCGACGUCCAAAGCGCGGUCAAGUUUGUAGAAGGCGUAGCAAACGGCUGCCGACUAUCUGGCGCAGCCCUCGUUGGCGGCGAGACCGCAGAGAUGCCCGGAAUCUACCAGCAGGGCGAGUACGACGCGGGAGGGUGCGCAAUCGGCGCUAUCAAGAAGGGCGCUACCAUUCUGCCCGACACUGCUGCGAUGGCGCCGGGCGAUAUCCUCUUAGGUCUCUCAUCUAGCGGCGUGCACUCGAACGGAUUCUCGCUGGUCCGCAAGAUCAUCGAGAAGAAGGGACUCUCGUUCCACGACACUGCACCUUGGAGCGCGAAUGAGACAGUUGGAGGCAGUCUUCUCACACCAACGCGCAUCUACGUCAAGCCGUUGCUCGCCGCAACCCGGAGGGGCCUCAUCAAGGGCAUGGCCCACAUCACUGGCGGGGGUCUCCUGGAGAACAUCCCUCGCAUGUUGCCUGACUCGCUUACCGCAGAGCUCGAUGCGAAAAGCUGGCCCGUUCUCCCUGUUUUCAAAUGGCUCAAAGAAGCCGGACGGCUCGAAGAUGCAGAGUUCUGCCGCACGUUCAAUACUGGACUGGGCAUGGUCCUCGUCGUGAGCGAGGACAAGGUCCGCACGGCGACGGAAAUACUACAGGAGCACGGCGAGCAGGUGUACAGGAUAGGCGCGCUGACCAAGAGGACCGACGAGGAGUGCAUUGUGCAGAAUAUGGAUGUCUGGCGAUGAAUUUAGGGCUCGCCGGGCCGCUGUCACAGUUGGAGGC